Molecule: messenger RNA, 1041 nt
Organism: Aspergillus uvarum CBS 121591
Lineage: Eukaryota; Fungi; Ascomycota; Eurotiomycetes; Eurotiales; Aspergillaceae
Exons: 1
Coding region: 1-1041 (346 amino acids)
Source: RefSeq, a predicted model, not a curated record
AUGACGAUUGCCCCAAGCAAUAGACACAUGCACGAGUGGCUAACAGAGGUGCAGUUCUUGCCUGAAGGGAAGUAUAAAGAUUUGGGCAUUGAGACUAGAUGUCGCGCCGUCUUGAGCGAGCACGGCCUGCUCCAGCUCUUCUUCUGCCGGAGAGAUGCUGUAGACUGCACCUCUGACAACAGCAGCGAUAAGUAUCGCACGACUACCUCGUACAAACUGUCCACGUCCACCGACCUUCAGGCGCUCGUGCAGGAGCUGCGGCAAUUGCGACGAUUCUGGCGCCUUCAGGCCGAGCAGUGCGCUGCUUGGAACAAGGUUGAACACAAGCACUUUCUCUCAUCCCUUACUGACAUUACCAAGCAGAAUAGGAGGGCUAGUCAGGCUAAAGCCAAAUUGUGGGAUACGCGUGGCCGGAAAGCCGUGAUAGCCGGGAUGACCGCUCCGUAUGUGCUGCUUGUCGCGCCCAUAGAAACCCACCACUCUGCCCUGGUGGCUUGGUUCGUGCGUCUUCGGGCCUUGUUUCCCGCCUCCGACGGCUUUGUCUACUCCUUCUUUCAGUAUAGCGUUGGCGAAGGCCAGCCGGACGAGAGGGCAAGGAAGAGAUACAAGUGUGUUCGGAUCGGCAGAAAGCAAGAGAAUGGCCGCGUGGCUGCUGUGAUGACCGCGAUUCUGAUGUCCAGGUGCUACUUCACCCAGAAAAGGAGGCUUCUCGAUCUCAUUACGCAGCAGCAGGUCUGGUGCGCCGAGGCUGAGGUGCUAUAUCAGACUGGUCGGCCAGCUUACCUCGCCACCAUCGAGCCCGCUUCGGGGGAGCUCACGAUUCAUGACAUCCCUGACCCGCUGGGCCCUUUUAUUCCUGUUGAGCGGCGCUUCCUGACGUCCGGUAACACAAGCAGCGCCUCGAAGCGGCUGCAUACACGCCUCUAUCUCAAGGAGGUCUUCAAGAAGGCCACCAGAGAUCGAGUUCGGUCUGUGGGGAGCCGGAGUUUGAGCCAGUUGGGAAGAGAGAACGCUACGCCGCGAAGAUCAAGUCGCUGGUGA